Messenger RNA from Sitophilus oryzae (rice weevil), 3162 nucleotides. RefSeq names its product cytochrome P450 315a1, mitochondrial (gene sad). The record is from RefSeq and is a predicted model, not a curated record. Lineage: Eukaryota; Metazoa; Arthropoda; Insecta; Coleoptera; Curculionidae. Gene Ontology annotation, molecular function: monooxygenase activity; iron ion binding; oxidoreductase activity, acting on paired donors, with incorporation or reduction of molecular oxygen. The transcript is spliced from 8 exons. The coding region runs from base 345 to 1826 and encodes 493 amino acids.
CGAAUCCCGACGCGAGUGUUUGUGGUGUCAGUCGGAGAGCGGUUUAUUGAAAACAGUGCGAAGGCGGCUGUAUAAAAAAGUCAAAAAUAUAACUUUGUGUAAUAUUGGAGAAAUUUCAGUAUAAAAUUGGAAGAAUAUAAUCAUAAAAUUAUCAUUAAGAUAAACUAAUGUAAAAGAAACAAAAUAUAACGGAAGGUUUUUAUGAGACAACAGAAACUUUUAUCUUAAAAUGAUAAUAACUUGUAUUUUUGUUAAUAAUGUUUUGAAGAGCAGACGUGCCAGUGAGUGACUGUUUCUUUUCGUUAAACAUUUGACUAAGUAACGGUUGUGCGUGAAUAAACAAUAUGAUUUGUGCAAAUUGUAAGGCGCUUAGAUCUGUCGCGAACGAAUUGUGUGCGAAAUAUUUUUCCACAACUUUCAAAGUUGGAUUAUCCAGUUUGCCAAGUGCGAUUACGUCAAGAACAAUUGAAGAUGUUACCGGUCCCAAAGGCCUUCCUGUCAUUGGCACAACGCUUUCUCUUCUGAUGGCUGGCUCCACUCCAAAACUUCACUACUACAUUGAUAAGAGACACCAGCAAUAUGGACCUAUUUUUAAGGAAAGUGUGGGACCUGUACCCUGCGUUUUUAUAUCCGAUCCAAAAGCAAUGAGAGCUGUUUUUACACAUGAAGGGAAGUACCCAAUUCACAUUUUACCAGAGGCAUGGACCACCUACAAUGUACUUCACAACGUAUCCAGAGGAAUAUUUUUUAUGGAUGGCGAGGAAUGGCUACAUUUUCGUAGAAUACUAAACCCGAUUCUUUUAAAAGGCGAUCAAAGUUGGAUAGAUGAAAGCUGCAAACCGGCUAUAGAUAAUUUAAUAGAAAAAAUUAAGUCUCAGUCUGCCAGGUACCCUUACAUCGACAUGGAAGGUCUGUUAUAUUACUGGUCUUUAGAAAUUAUUGUUUCUAUACUAUUGGGACCCCAAAAUUAUAUCGCAGCUAAACAAAAACUAACCGAUAGGAUAGAUUAUUUGUCUUCGACAUUGCGUUUGGUUUUCGAAACUAGUUCAAAAUUAAUGCUUAUAUCCACUAAACUUGCUGCUAAAUAUAGAAUCUCGAGAUGGAAACAAUUUGAAAAAUCUGUUACAUCGGCUCUAUUCUCUGUAGCAGACCUUGUCGAACUACUACUCUCUGAUUACGUAAAGAAUGGGGAAGGAUUAUUAGGAAAAUUGAAAGGAAAAAUGACAACUAACGAACUGGUGAGAAUAGUGACUGAUUUAAUAUUAGCCGCUGGCGAUACAACGGCUUACUCUAUGGAAUGGACAUUAUAUCUGGUUGGAAAAAAUCUUGAAGUACAAGAAAAGUUACGCAAAGAGGUUUUGGAAGUGAAAGGGAAAGAUGAUUUGGGCAGCAAAAUCUACCUAAAAAAUGCGAUUAAGGAGUCGCUCAGACUGUACCCAGUGGCGCCGUUUCUAACAAGGAUAUUACCAGACCAGGCGGAAAUUUGCGGCUACCAGAUGCCCGCCGGCACUGUGCUAAUAUUAUCGAUAUUUACUGCAGGCAGGGAUCCGAGAAAUUUCCAGGAUCCGUUACACUUCGAUCCAGACCGGUGGAACAAGAACGAUAACAACAGUAACAGGAUGCGGUUGGCUUCGAUACCCUUUGCUAUUGGGGCUAGGUCUUGCAUAGGCAAGAAGAUUGCGGAAACCCAAUUACAAAAAACGCUAGCGGAAAUUCUAGUACACUUCCGUGUCAAUGUGCUUAAUGAGGAAGCGGUAGAUGUUAAGCUGGAAAUGGUUGCGGUCCCAUCGGAGAAAAUUAAAUUUCAAUUUUCCAUUAAACAAUGAACACUUUUGUCAAAGGAAUAAGUAAUAGAACAAAGAAGGGCGGAUAAUUCUAUGAAUAAUGCCCGAAUUACUUGAAAUUGAUUUGGGAUUAUUUAAACCAGGAGCUUAAUCAACAAAUAAUCAACAAAUUUAAUGUAGUAAACGGAUAAAUUGUUAAUUUGUCAUAAGUUCUUGCCUUAUACAGGGUGUUUCAAAAAACAUGUGCCAUCUCUCGAGGGAAGAUUCCUCUUGUAAAAAUAAGAUUUAUUUUUCAUAUUAACUUAGGUCCGAUUCUGCUUUGUUUCGUACCUACAAGGGGGUUAAAGUAUUUCUAUCUUUUUUCGAUUUAUUAUAAUUUACUUCCAAGUGCGUUUUAGCGAUUCGAAUGACAUUUUGAGGGUAAAAGUUACUAUAAGUGCGACAUAUUUUAAUGCUAAAGAAUGGCGGAAGAUUCGCCAGGGGCGUGCAUAUGGGUUAUCACUGGAAUAUUUUUCUAAAAAGCACAUGUGCGCCACUGACAUGUUUUUCUCUUGUUAACGAAACUGUUUAGAUCGUUUAAUGCGGUUUAAAAUUUGUUUUUUAAUACUUUGUCGAUUUCGGCCUCCUUGAUUUAUAAAUGUCAUUUUAUUAAUUCACCUUAAUCUAAGUCUCAUAGCAACCUUUAAAAAAACUGGCCAAACUGUUAAAUAUGUACUCGUUGAUUCCUCAUCAAAAAAUAUGAAAAAAAAAAUUAUAUAAACAUGGGUGCCCGGAAAUGUAUAGUUUUAAAGUUACAGGGGAUGUUAAAGUUUUCAAAAAAUAGGUAUUUUGUAAUUACCUUAAAACCCAUUAUUUUUGAAUUAGCUGUAGUUAGCACUAAAUAUCAGUAUUAAUACACAAAUACAUAUACAUUAAACGGCCUAAUUUUUUUUUAUAACAAUUGUUGAUAACCCAUAUGCACGUCCCUGGUAAAUCUAUCGACAUAUUUUUAGCAUUAAACUAUGUAGCAGUUAUAUUAACUUUUUUCCCCAAAAUUUCAUUCGAAUCAUUAAAGGCACUUAGAUGAAACUUAUAAUAGAUAAAUAAAAAAAUGAAGAUUUUAACCCCCUGUUAAAAUGCUACGAAACCAAGCAGAGUCGAACCUACGUUGAUAUAAAAAAUAAAUCUUAUUUUUAAGUGCGGAAUCUGUCCACCAGAGAUGACACAUGUUUUUUGAAACAUCCUGUAUGGGAUGAUUGAUGGCGAUGCCAUUUACGGAGAACUGGUAGUAGGAAUUUUGAAAAAUAUUUUGAAAUUUUUUUAGCUUUUAGGUAAAAUCUAUAAUUUCUUGAUAUAUAUGGCAACAUAGAUAGUAGAAUAAAUAUACAAGAAAGAAAAU